AUGUGCAAAAGUUUUUAUACCCAAAUCCAGCCUGCUCUGUUCGAAACACGACUUCUAGACGAACAUGUUCCCUCGCCUCGCGUCAACAGUGGACUCAAUUUACUCGAGGUAUGGUACGUUCGUCGAACGUACGGUGCGGAGAAGCUGUGGUACUCAUACCUAUCAUAUCGCGUUCAAAAUGAGAGGGAUCCAGAUGACAAGCAGCGUAAUAAACUGCUCACAACCACUGCAGGGAAAGGCCGCUUCGUCGAGUUGCGCCAGGUGACUGAGCAAAUCUGUCGAAAGACAAAGUCGGACAUGCCGUCACCCUCGACGCUCUCUGCUGGCUGGCACUAG
Messenger RNA from Cadophora gregata, 336 nucleotides. RefSeq lists its product as uncharacterized. Bases 1 to 336 code for a protein of 111 amino acids. The record is from RefSeq and is a predicted model, not a curated record. Lineage: Eukaryota; Fungi; Ascomycota; Leotiomycetes; Helotiales; Ploettnerulaceae. The transcript is spliced from 3 exons.